Molecule: messenger RNA, 1797 nt
Organism: Micropterus salmoides (largemouth bass)
Lineage: Eukaryota; Metazoa; Chordata; Actinopteri; Centrarchiformes; Centrarchidae
Product: zona pellucida sperm-binding protein 3-like
Source: RefSeq, a predicted model, not a curated record
CCUGCCUAGAAUUGGUAAUUAUGUGGGACACAACAGUCAUCACUACUAUGGAAAACUAUAAAUACAAGCGUUUGCAUGAAAAAUGGUUCUAUGGCUUAAAGCAUGUGCACUGAGUAACAGUAAAAUGUAAAUAAACUUGUCUGCUGUUUCCACCUACUGGGAAUGUACAUUAGUGAAACCAUUAUGCUUUAAAGUUAUGGAAGUCCUGAGAUGUUCAAAAUGUUUGACUCUCAUACUAAAUGUGCAUUGUCUGUCAGGUGUGCUCACAAUCUCCUGAAUGAUUUUUGAGGCAGUGAAAAAUGAGGAAGGCCAGAUUGCAAAGACUAAGUGAAUGCAAAUAGACGGUGUCCUUUGUGUCUGUGUUCAGUAGAUUAAAAGCUAGUUUAGCAGAUGGGACUGUUUAGACUUCCAACUCCCGUGUGUAUUGCGGACUCCUCCAUGAUUGUGGUGAAGGCUGGCGGUACAACAACGGAUGUUACUCCUAGAGAGCUUUUCUUGGGAGAAGCAGAACAGUCAGUGCUGGUGAUGCUGAGUACGUCAUUGAAGCUGGACUGCAAGACUGUGGCUCCAGACUAACUAAGCGGUUUAUGGAUUUAUUUUUACUUGCUGUACAUUUUUGUUUUAGAUAUUUGUCUCUAGAUAUCUGAGGACUCUGAUUUACUCAAUCUGAUCUCUCCAGCUGCUAGUUACAAUGGCAUCACAAGGAUGACAUGCUGUAGUUCGUGUUUCCUGCCUCUCUAAAAGGUGAAAGUUCAUCACACUCUUGUACAGUGAGGGCAAUUUCACUGUUGUAGACUUCUUCUGACCCUCUCCUAUUCAACAGUCUGCCUUCUCACUCAAGCUGAUGACAGGUAUGUGGCUCUUAUGGUUUGUCUUGAUGAAGCGUGCAUGCAGUGAUGUUUGUCUACAUGUUAGAUGAUUGUUCAAGUGAGAUGUUCUCCAGCGUCUUCUACCUCAGCGCAUCUUACUCUGGUCCUGAUUCAGGACAAAGGCAGCUGUGCUGACACCUGACGCAACAUCAGUGCCCACAUAGUACUUCACUGAUAACCACAAGUAAGAGGAACUUGGUAUGUGGUUUGAAACUACAUAUUGGCUUUCGCAGUGCAUGAGGAAAAAGAUUUUUGUCAGGCGUCUCGCUGAUGCAAAAGAAGGCUCAAAUGCACUGUGCCAACGCAGAACGAGGACUUCUUCGCUUCAGCUUGAUGCUUUCCUGUUUCAGUGGGAUUCAAGGAACUCGAUUUAUAUCACAUGCCAGCUGAAAGCUACCUCUGAAAUGUGGAGCAGCAGUCCCAUCAACAAGGUCUUCAAUUAUGUACAUUCAAGAUGGGAAAAUGUGGAUGGGGGAGAUGAUGUAUGUCAAUGUUGUCGCAACACUUAGAAAGAUGAGACAAAUCUGAGACGUCUGAUCCCUGAAGGUAUGUCAUGCUGUAGGUCCCGGAAAGAAUUUCAUUACUAGUAUAAACUUGUGGUAUUUCUGUGCAAAAGUCCCAACAAAAAUGCUCUCCUAUUAACAUUUUGAUUCAUGUUUCAGAUACCAUGGCAUGUGACACCGUAACCCUUUGAUUUUCCCCAGCAAGUAGACAAGAUUACAGUCAUAAACAGUCAAUAUUUGAAUUGUCAUUAAAAUGUUAUUGACAUGUGAGUAACAUUCAAAUCAACCAUCCUGACUGAAGAGUCAGUUUAAAUACUGACUAAGGUCGGUCUUUUACGGCAGAUCAGUAAUAUGAUUGUUCACUACCCUCCAGUGGUCACAGUGAGGAACUUCAACACUGAAUUAAACUGCUUAAUGUUUCAGUA